GUACAGUUAACAUCACAAAGCCUGGUUAUUUUGCGAGUCCGCGGUCACUUUGUGCAUGUCAAGGUGUGGUGCAUGGCCAAGUGAUCACACCCCCUGUUCCGCAAGCUGUGUGUACCAGUUUAUCAACCUCUACACCUAGAUCGUUAUGUUUGUGUAUUCAAGCUCAGGCCAAGGUCGAGACGGCACCCCCAUCACAAGUGCCACCCUGGGUCAUACAAGCCACCCCCGCCACUUUAGACGCCAUGACACGGCCCCCGGAGAAAUUGGCAGUGAGCGAGCUGCAAUUAAUAAAAGACUGCGAGAACGAGAAGCCAAUAAACCAGAAGUAAAAAUAGGCAGUUGUUCUACAGGCAGCGAUGUAUUAGCAUCGGGUAAUAUGGGAAGUGCCGACGAGGCUGGCAAUUUACAGCAUACCAAUAAACAAAUGCCUCCCCCAUCGCACAAGAUGCAGUCGACGAUCCCGGACCCUCAAACCAUCGUACGGAACAGACAAUGUAACAAAAGGGUGAUACUGAAUGUCGGGGGCGUGAAGCACGAGGUGAUGUGGAGAACAUUGGAUGUAAUGCCUCAUACUCGACUGGGUAUGUUGCGUGAAUGUAACUCUCACGAGUCAAUUAUGGAGCUAUGUGACGAUUAUAACCUUGUGGACAAUGAAUAUUUCUUUGAUCGCCACCCCCGCUCGUUUGCUUCGGUGUUGAACUUUUACCGUACAGGUAAACUCCACCUGAUUGAGGAUAUGUGUGUGUUGUCAUUCAGUGACGACCUGGACUACUGGGGCAUAGACGAGCUGUACCUAGAGUCAUGCUGUCAACACAAGUACCACACCAAAAAGGAGCAUGUUUAUGAAGAGAUGCGCAAGGAGGCAGAGAGUCUCAGGGAGCGUGAGGAGGAGAACUUUGGAGAUGGCUAUUUUGCGAAAUGGCGCAGUCAAAUUUGGGACCUUCUUGAGAAGCCCCAAACAUCUAGAGCAGCACGGGGAGAGACUUGUCGGAAUAGAUGUUGGCGAAUUCUUGGUCAGGUAGUAGCGGUAGUGUCAGUACUAUUCAUAGUCCUAUCCACAAUUGCCCUAACAUUAAAUACUAUGCCAUCAAUACAGGGACGUGACAAAGAUGACCAGCCAACUGAUAAUGAGAAGCUGGCAUUAGUAGAAGCAGUCUGUAUAGCUUGGUUCACAUUGGAGUAUUUAGCCCGAUUUUGGGCAGCACCAAAUAAAUGGAAGUUCUUCAAAGCACCUUUAAAUAUAAUAGAUUUACUAGCAAUCCUACCAUAUUUUAUCUCCUUGGGGUUGGUUGAGUCAAACAGAAGUACGGAACAAUUCCAUAAUGUCAGAAGAGUUGUCCAAAUCUUUCGUAUUAUGAGGAUAUUAAGGAUUCUGAAACUUGCCCGCCACUCCACAGGAUUGCAGUCAUUGGGCUAUACAUUACAAAGAUCAUACAAAGAGCUUGGUUUGCUCAUGAUGUUCUUAGCUAUAGGCAUACUCAUGUUUUCAAGUUUAGCAUAUUUUGCUGAAAAAGACGAAAAUCCCAAAUACAUCAGUAUUCCUCAGACGUUUUGGUGGGCAGCUAUUACAAUGACGACAGUAGGUUAUGGUGAUGUCUACCCUAAGACAGCUCUGGGUAAGGUAGUUGGUGCAGUGUGUUGUAUAUGUGGGGUAUUAGUUAUUGCCCUGCCUAUUCCAAUUAUAGUUAACAAUUUUGCUGAGUUCUACAAAGAUCAGAUGCGGCGUGAAAAAGCACUGAAACGUCGUGAGGCAUUAGCACAAGCCAAACGCAAUGGAAGCAUACUGAGUUUUAACCACUCAUCAAACUUAAGAGAUGCAUUCGCACGUAGCGUUGAACUCAGUCUUGUUGAUGUCGUCUCAGACAGCAGGAACAACCUCAAUCAACAAAUCAACAAACACAUUGAUUUCAAACCUCAGGCCAAUCGCCCCCCAGCUGCCACAUAUGCCCUUGCUAUAAAGGACAUUAACACACCCAGUGAGUGUAAAACCAACGAAGGAAAGGGAGGAUGCCCUGAUACACAGAGCUUACCAGAGAACAACCCUAGCUUCAACAAUCUACUGGCAGUUGACCAAGAAUCACUAGACAGGAUGACGCAAUCUCAACCUAUGCUCAAUAAGGAUGCCAGUAAUACGUACAACAACGAGGGAGAUGAUAGCAAUGGCAGAUCUGGAGGAGAAGAGCUCUAUGAACUGCAGCCUGUCACUACAGGUAGCUCUAAAAGCCCCCCUAAUUAUGCAAAUACACCCUCCCCUCCUAAUUACCCCUCAAAAUGCCCACCACAAAAUGUAUACAUUAAUCCACUGGAUCAGCCAAUUCCUAUACUUAGCAAUGUACUGCCUAUUUUACCAUUAGAAUGUCCUGGGAAGUUCACAAGACCAUGUAAAAAGGUAUCUGAUCAGGUAGUACAGAGGUUACCUGAUGGUUUAAGCACUACUUGGCAUAAGCAACCAUCAGUUAAUCCCAAUAUGCUGUACCAAAGAUCAGAGUUCAGGGAAAGUCUGGGAAAUAAUGGUGGAGGGGCACCAAACUGUCUUCAUUCCCAUCUUCAUCCGCAUGUUUUACGCAAGACUAAGUCUGCUGGUUUUGGCAAGCAUAAAGCACGCUUUGCUGACAUUGAAGCUGAUGGUUUACACAGUCAUACUUCCAAUGAAUCUCUCACACACCAGGAAAGUUCAGGCAAACACAGGGAUUGCAUCAGAAAGCCCCCUUUGUCUGGCAGAAGGCAGCACCAUGCAAGUCCUAAUACAGGCAAAAAGCUCGCCAGCUACCAACAAAAAUCUCCAAAGCCAGUCCCGAUGACUGCUGACAAACCAUCCACUGGUCACCAAGAUAAAACACCCAUCAUCAGGGAUAAAAAAUUCCUUACUAAAAAAGAUGCAAUGAAUCAAGAAGAAACGGAAAAGUUAUUAAAUGAUUCGAACAAAGAACCCAAUGAUACCCACUUCAAUGGUAAUAACAUUCACGAUAAUACAAAAAAUUGUGAGAAAAAGGGACAUUCUCCGAAGUUAAAGAAAAAAGGAAAUAGGCACAUAGGGCCAAGGUCAAAUAGCAAUGACAAUGGUGUUAAAACCAGUAGGCCUAACUCGAAAAAAGGGGCAAAAAUGUCAAAAAGUGAAGAAUCAUUAAGAGACAGUGGCAGUUCAGACAAUCAAGACCAUACUAUGGAAAAUAAUACUGAACGUGAGGAGGACAUUUCUCCUAAAGAUUGUAAUUGUGACUCCCCUGAGUCUGACAGAGAUAAAGAAAUGAUGAAGGACUAUGAGAAACCUACAAUUUUGACUCUACAUCCCAGUAUAGAUUAUAUAGAUGACACUUUGGAGUCUAAAACAGGCUAGCAGAUAGCAGUUGGACAUGUACAUAACACAGAUAAAAAUUAUCCUGGAUGCCAACUAUUUAAGCGAUAGUGUGUUCCUAGUCUUCCCGAUUCUCACAAUAGCUACUGUGCAUACAGUUAUACUGAAGGUUCGUUAUAAGUAUGUGACAGAGAUUUCAUAGAAGUCUGAGUAUCGAAAUAGAUACAUGUAGAUCCUUUCACAAUACUUAGAUAUAUCAGAGCGAGUUACCCAGGUCAAGGCAACAAGAGAUGGAAACAAAAAGUGGUGAAAAAUAUUUAAAUGAAUAUAUCUGUCUGGAAAUGAAAUAUUCUCAAAUCA
This is a messenger RNA of Owenia fusiformis, 3655 nucleotides long. NCBI's taxonomy places the organism in Eukaryota, Metazoa, Annelida, Polychaeta, Sabellida, Oweniidae. The record is from the annotation of a GenBank genome assembly.